UCCCACCCGCUCGCCAGUAAACGGGGGCGGAGCUGCAGCUGCCGUGCUGCAGAGGUUCCUCAGAAAGGAAGGGCGCAUCGCCAGUUGCCCCUCUCCCCUGGCCCCCCAGAGAAACCCUGAGUCCUCGGGGUUCUUUGUGCUUGUCUUGUGUACCUGCCCCACGAUCAGGGGAGCCCGCGGCCAUGGAGCGCGCGUUCACGCCGCUGGACUGCCUCCUGCCCGCCGGAAGCCUGAAGUUUUGCCUUCUGAUUUUGAACCAGACUUUCAACAAAGGUCAUUUUCAUUGUCUGUGGAGCAAAGCUGCACUGAGAGCUUGUGCUGAUGGAGGUGCCAAUCAUCUCUAUCACAUCACAGAAGGAAAUCAAGACAGCUUCUUGCCUGAUUACAUCAGUGGUGAUUUUGAUUCCAUUAAGCCUGAAGUCAAGGAGUACUACAAGGUCAAGGGAUGUGAGAUAAUUGAGACCAUGGAUCAGGACCUCACAGAUUUCACCAAGUGCCUUCAGAUACUCCAGAAAAAAAUAGAGAAGAAUGAUCUCCAGGUAAAGAUUGAUGCAAUCGUGACUUUGGGUGGACUUGGAGGACGCUUUGACCAGACAAUGGCAUCAGUGGAAACACUUUUUCAUGCAAUAAAUAUCACUCCUUUUCCAGUGAUAGUUAUCCAGGAGUGCUCACUGAUUUACCUGCUUCAACCUGGCAAGCACAAGCUGCGUGUGGAUACAGGACUGGAAGGCUCCUGGUGUGGCCUCAUCCCUAUCGGAAACACGUGUGAGAGUGUGACCACGACGGGCCUCAAAUGGAACCUCACUAACCAGGUGCUGAAGUUUGGAACACUCGUCAGUACUUCCAACACCUAUGACAACUCUGGAAUUGUGACCAUUGAGACAGACAAACCUUUGCUGUGGACGAUGGCUAUCAAAAGAUAGGAUCAGCUACAUCUGUGCCUUUUCUGGUAUGACUCAAAUUACUGCACACUUCCACUGAAUUAAGACAGUAAAGCUGUUCUGGAAGAUAUAAGCAGGCAGUUAUUUUAAUGUACUGAAUGGAAAAUAAGUCUGAAAUAAGUCACCUGAGAUCAAGUCAGGAUUAGUAGCAAUAAUUGAGUACUUCAUUCUGGUUCUUCACACUACUUAAUCAGAAGACAGAAGCACCCACUUAAUAAAAUUACAAAGAGAAGUGAAUGUAAAUAAAAUCCUACUGAUUAUCUGGUUAAUUCAGACUAUCUUUUCAAAGUAUUUUAUUCCAAUACUGAACUAUUUUUCCUCUUUUUGCCAAAAGGAAAUACAGUAUGCAGUUGCACAUAAUUUAUUAAAAGGUGACAGCAUUAAGAGUAGUUAAUCCCAUUUUUCUGUCCUGGUUUGUAACAUAUGUAGAUGCUGGUGAGGACUUCUGAAGAGUACUAAUUGAACUUUCUAUGUAUGAGGCAAAUCUGUGUACUGCAGAAGCUUCAGUUUUGCAGCAAUAGCAACAUCAGAUUUUCCAGUACUAGGUGCUUUUAAAGCCUGUAAUAAAGUAUCUUUUUUUAACUUUUGCAAAUACCAAAUUUGCUUCCAAUAAGCUUUUUGGAGUGAAAUAUAAAUUUCACAGUCUCAGUCUGAGGAGGAAGAACAUUGCAUCUAAUACAGCUUUGCAGGCUUAUUUUUUAAAAUAAAAACCUUCAAUCACUUUAAAAGGGAAAGUUCCAGGCAAAAAAUG
Messenger RNA from Calypte anna (Anna's hummingbird), 1692 nucleotides. RefSeq names its product thiamin pyrophosphokinase 1 (gene TPK1). The record is from RefSeq and is a predicted model, not a curated record. NCBI's taxonomy places the organism in Eukaryota, Metazoa, Chordata, Aves, Apodiformes, Trochilidae. The coding region runs from base 183 to 923 and encodes 246 amino acids. Gene Ontology annotation, biological process: thiamine diphosphate biosynthetic process; thiamine metabolic process. Gene Ontology annotation, molecular function: thiamine binding; ATP binding; thiamine diphosphokinase activity. The transcript is spliced from 8 exons.